Closterium sp. Naga37s-1 is the source of this 3270-nucleotide messenger RNA. The record is from the annotation of a GenBank genome assembly. Lineage: Eukaryota; Viridiplantae; Streptophyta; Zygnematophyceae; Desmidiales; Closteriaceae.
AUGGCGGCAGCUGCGGUGCUAACAGCACCCACGCAGUUCAAAGCGGCUCGAGCCGUGGUGGCGGUAAUGGAGGCGUACCGCGACGCGCGCGUGCAGUUCGUCAUGAAAGUCGGCGAACUCGCCGUCUCGCCUCAGAACGCGGAGGCGCUGCUGUCGCUCGGCGCGCUGCAGCUGCUGCUGCCGCUCGCGCAGGACAGCAUGGCGUCCGUGCGAUCCGCUGCGACGCUUUCGUUGGGUCGCCUGGCGAAUGUGUCGCACGCGUGGUCGCACCACCUCGUGCAGCGCAACGUGCUGCCGUCGCUCUGCAAGGCGCUCACCGGCACCAAUCGUCACCACAAGCGCGCAGCAGCAUAUCUAGUCAAAGCCGUGUCACGCCACGCUGGCGCUGAGCUGGCAGAGGCGGGUGUGCUGCCGUUGCUGACGGAGUGCCUUUUGGAUGCCAUGCUGGCAGUGCGCGAGACUGCUGCGUGCGCAUUGGGCCACGUGGUGAAGCACAGCGGUGACCUGGCAAUGAGAGUGGUUGAGACCGGUGCAGUGCGGUUGCUGGUGACAUGCCUUCAGGACGAGGCUGUAGCGCGGAUAGCCCUCUCAGUGCUGAGUGACGUGGCACGCCACUCGCUGCUGCAUGCUACAGCCGUGGCUGCUGCCGUCUCUCAUGCCCUCAGACUCGUGUUUCCAUAUAUCAAAUCCCCAUAUCUCACCUCCCCAUAUCUCAACUCCCCAUAUCUCACCUCCCCAUAUCUCAACUCCCCAUAUCUCACCUCCUCAUAUCUCAACUCCCCAUAUAUCAACUCCCCAUAUCUCACCUCCCCAUAUCUCAACUCCCCAUAUCUCACCUCCCCAUAUCUCAACUCCCCAUAUCUCACCUCCUCAUAUCUCAACUCCCCAUAUCUCAACUCCCCAUAUCUCACCUCCCUAUAUCUCAACUCCCCAUAUCUCAACUCCCCAUAUCUCAACUCCCCAUAUCUCACCUCCCCAUAUCUCAACUCCCCAUAUCUCAACUCCCCAUAUCUCAUCUCCCCAUAUCUCAACCCCCCAUAUCCCAUAGCAGGACGAGGCUCAAGUGUUGGACCAACCCGGAGCAUCUCGCUUGCUGCUCUGCCUGCACGACUCCUCCCCUGCGGGCGUCAGCAGCAGCUUGGAGUGAGGGAGGUGGCGAGGCAGAGGCUUGUAUGCUCAUUCCAAACCCUAUCUACCCACCCACCUCCCCACUCUCCCCUGCCUCUUUUCCCCCUCCCCCUCUCCCCUUCCCCCCCUCCGUUUCCUACUCUCUCUCCCCCCGCAGCAAGUGCUGGACCAACCCGGAGCAUCUCGCCUGCUGCUCUGCCUGCACGACUCGUCCCCCUCCCUGCGCGCAUCAGCAGCAGCGGCGUGGUGGUGGCGCUCGGCUUCCUCGCAGCUUCCUCCCUCGAUGCAGCGCUGGCAGUGGCGAUGCAGCGCUACCAUGUGAUGCAGCGCUGGCAGGGGGGCCUGCGCGUGGGCACUCUCACGUGGGUAAGGAUGUCUGGGGAUGGGUGGGGAUGGGUGGGGAUGGGUAGGGAUGGGUGGGGAUGGGUAGGCAUGGGUAGGGAUGGGUGGAUGGGUGGGGAUGGGCGGGGAUGGGUGGGGACGGGUGGGAAUGGACUUCAUGGGAUCCGAGAGACCAUUUUAUCUUUCUGCAAGCCACUCACGUCUUGGGAUGCAACCUCUUUGCCCAUUCCCUCCUCUUCCCAUCCGCCCCCCCCAUUCCCCGUGUUCCCUGUCCCUUCUCUCUCUGAGACCGCAGCAAGUGAUGGACGAGGGAUGUCCGGGUAUGGGUGGGGAUGGGUAUGGAUGGGUGGGAUGGGUGGGGAUGGGUAUGGAUGGGUGGGAUGGGUGGGGAUGGGUAGGAAUGGGUGGGAUGGGUGGGGAUGGGUAGGAAUGGGUGGGGAUGGGUGGGGAUGGGUGGGGAUGGGUGGGAAUGGCAGUUCCCAUUGCGACCACAAGCGCGCAGCAGCAUAUCUAGUCAAGGCCGUGUCACGCCACGCUGGCACUGAGCUGGCAGAGGCGGGCGUGCUGCCGUUGCUGACGGAGUGCCUUCUGGCUGCCAUGCUGGCGGUGCGCGAGACUGCUGCGUGCGCAAUGGGCCACGUGGCGAAGCACAGCGGUGACAUGGCGAUCACUCUUAUCACCUGCAGUCCCCUGCAGCACCAUGCUUGCUCCUUCCCUCCAUUUCACCCUGCAGAUGCUCUCCCUUCGUCCCGCCAUUGCGACUCUUCCGCAGCAGCCAGGACAGCAGCAGGGGCUGCAGCGAUUUCGCAAGCCGGAGGUCUUAUCGCCCAGUCGUCGCAGCAUUGCGCCGAUCUUAGCCAUUGCUUCGCUACUGUCGCUUCGCCUCAUCGCAACCAGCAAGAUCCAUCAGCAGAAGCGGAAAUCGCUGGCUCGAACGAUCAGGAAGCCGAUUCGCUGGUCCUGUCUGGCGCAGGUGACGACGGAAGCCGAUCGGGCGCAGGACGACCCGCGGGUUCAUCAGAUGGACGCUCAGACGGGGACGAUGGUUUUCGUGUUAGAUCGGAGCCGUGGAUCUUCAACCUGACCGAACUUCCUCCUGAUUCGACGGCCGCGCGUUUGUCAGAGGAGAGCAAGGAGAACAUGUGGCUGUUGCAUCAGAAGGAUCCGGGUCAUUGGAGCGUCGCACGGCUGGCUCGCGAGUAUCGCGUGCGACAGCAGCGAGUGCAUGCGAUCCUGUGGCUCAAGGAUCUGGAGAAGAAGAUGGAGGAGGAGCAAGGCAAGCCUCUUGAUGACUCCAUCGCAAAGGAGUUUGAGAAGCAGCAUGGUUCCUACGACAAGGCAGUGGGAGAGCGGCAUGUGAAGAUCUACCCGAGUGAAGCCGUCGACUCGCUUCCGGAGGGGCCGGAGAGGGUAAAGCUGCUGCUACAGGAGUCUGAGAAGGAGGAGAUGUGGAAACUGGACGAGUUUGUCAAGAGAAUGGAGUUCAACAAGAAACAGUCCGUGGAUGCGACUGACCAGGCGGCUAUCAAGGCAGCGAUAACAUCAAUAGAUGAGGAGUGCCCUAUUGAUAUCUUACAGUGCAAUGCCGGCAUUGUGAGGACCGGACUUGUGGAAGACUUAUCGGCUGAAGACGUGCAGUCACAGGUUCACACCAACUUCCUGGGGAGUGUCUACCCAGUGCAGGCUGUACUCCCAAGCAUGAAGGCUCGGGUCGAGGCUGGGGAGAAGCCUGGAGCUAUUGUCUUCACGUGCUCUCUAGCAGCCCUGGUGAGCCUUCCUGAUAAUCUUAUUCAUCCAUAA